Messenger RNA from Porites lobata, 3847 nucleotides. Lineage: Eukaryota; Metazoa; Cnidaria; Anthozoa; Scleractinia; Poritidae. The record is from the annotation of a GenBank genome assembly.
AUGAUUGCUGACACCAUGAAGCUGUUGGUGGUUCUAUUAGUUGCUGGAAUUGCAUUGGCCGAAAAUCCAGAAGGUACUAGCUUCAGUUUUAAAUAAAGGAGAAAUACAAGGUUUCUUAUUAAUUGAAAAAUAGUCUACCGUCUGAAAAAGACACCUUCUUACCCUAAUGUAAAGACCCCUUUUUUCGCAGAUCUUUCCGGCUAAUGCUAAACAUGCGUGGCAGAUUGCCUGAUUAGUUUUAAAUUGACUGAUUGAGGGCAAAGAUCAAGAUCGAUUACUUUUUUAAAAAAGCUUUUAACAAGAGAGGGUACCUCUUUUGGCUCGUGUGUCUUGCUUUUGUGCCCGGAAUUGCUUAUUAUGAAUUAAAAUUCAAUAUAUAUAUAUACCACACUUCACAGUCCUGAGGAAAAAGUGCUUUGUGAUAAGUAGUCUUUUCAAGACCGCGUUUCUUUCUUUCUUUUUUUCUUUUUAAUUUGUUCCCACAGAGAAUACUAAUGAACUGGGGCUGUUUGAGGGAGACAUCAUCUUAACUCCAGCACAGCGUUUUGCUGUGGACAUGGGACUUGACUUAAAUGGCGGUUUUACUCGCGGAAGCAGUGCGUACUCUCGGCGUCAAUGGCCCAAUGGAGUGGUACCCUACACAUUUGAUCCUACUAUUUGUAAGUCAUUCUUUCAUAAAGGACCUAGUUUAAGUCCUCGCUAAUGUCGAUAACGCCAUGACUUAUUGUCGGGGGAGGGGGGUACUCCCUUAUAUAAGCCAUACAGGUACAGGUAUGUGCCGCCCCAAUCUGGUAGGGUUUUGCGCCGUUUUGGUCUGAAAACGAGUAUACACUUUGCCCAUUUUGGUCUGGAAUCGGGUAGGGUUUUCGAGGUAACUACCGGAGUGUAUGAACGUAUUUACCGUUUCAAUUCCAAAUGUGUAAGAAAGAAAGAGAAACAUGCGAAUUCGAAAAGGAUUUGAAUAAUGUUUUGUUUUCGCUCUAAUCUAAGUAAUGAUAACAUAAUUUCUGCCUAAAGGCCAGGUCUGAAAACGGGUAUGGAAAAUUACAUUUUUUGGUCUGAAAACGGGUCAGGAUUUGAAGAACCGGGCGCCACACCCCCACCAAGAAUUCCCAGGAGUAACCCCCCCCCCCCCUUCCCGGGGAUUUAUUAUCUGAGUGUUACAAAUUGUAUUUGAUUACUGAGCACUGGUAUUCUCCUGUUAAAAACGCGUGGUUGUUACUACUCUUUCACACAAUACAAACAAUACAAUGUUAAACACAGGACAAUAAUGCCAGUAUAUGCGUGUACAACACCACCUAGAGUAGCUUCAGCAUUUUGCUUGAGCCUUUUUCUUUAUGUAUAACGUAUGUGAAAUCAUAGAUUUAUAGGUCGGAUUGCAUUCACUGAAAAGCAAUAUUACAAAAUAACAUGCAUAUGAUAUGACUUAAUUAAAAGCGCUUAUCGUACAUAUUCAGCGUCGGAACCCAUAGCAGUAAAAGCUAUCACUGCGGCCAUGAAUGAAUGGAGUAGCAAGACAUGCAUCACGUUUAAGAAGAGGACAACAGAGAAAGAUUAUGUAGAGUUCUUCAAGGGGAAAGGGUAAGUGUCUGAAUCAAAUAUGAAUUACUCAACAAAACUGCACUCUCCUCCUUUGAUAACAACUGUGGCUGGGCCUUCGACACAACCUUGAUCUACUUGCUAUAUUGAGUCAUUUUUCAAAUAGCUAUUAGCUUUUGACGGCUUGGACAGAAAUUCUGGAAUUAGCUUUUUGUGCUUUCCCCCCCCGUUUUUUAGAUGUUCAUCCUACGUUGGCAGAAUUAGCGGAAAGCAGAUAAUCAAUUUGGCCAGAGGGUGUUGGCAAAUGGGUACUGUCGCUCAUGAGAUGGGUAUGCGACUUUAGACCUAUUUUAAUAAAAAAAAUUAGUUUAGUUUUUUAAUUAACGACGUGGGAUCUAAUACGUUACGGGAACCGUUAAAGCAAAUUUAGCUAUAGUUGAUCAUGUCCUCCCUUUCGCCCGGCCAUGCAUUAAGUAAAUUAAAUGGGAAUACUGUUCCACCAGCAAAAUUUCGAUUCAGUCGUCACUUAAAAGAAUUCCACCAAACUCCAUUACAUAAGCCUGACAUUUUGCAGCUAACGUUUGCAUCUCAUCUUACCGAAAGGGAAGAAUGUCUGACGUUUUUUAUUUAUCGAUAUAUCAUUGUACUUCGGCUCACCACCAAUAUUCAACUUGUUUAAUUACGUGUGCUCAAUCGUUGUAUUCAAUUAUCAAUUUCCAGCUCACGCUCUCGGCUUUUAUCACGAACAGUCCCGUCCAGAUAGAGAUGAUUACGUCACCAUCCGCACUGAAAACAUUAAAGCAGGUAAGAACGAUGAAAUAAUUAUUGGUUUACCUUACCUUCCGGUAAUUUUUCGGAAAUUUCAUCAAAUAAAGAGCAUCGCCAUUACUUAUAGCUUUGAUUUGUUAUUAUCCCUCGUUCAUCGCCCUGCCGGAAUGCAGGUUGUCAAUAUUUCAAGUUUCUGUGGCUCUCUUCGCGGAGAUUAGAUAUUCAGGUUUGAAUGGUACUCUGAACAAGGGCCAUCUACACGAAUAGGAAUUUCCUUGACAAGCUAGUUUUCCUUCUUCACAACUGUUUUUCUACCUUUUCAAAUUAAAACUUGGCAAGCCUCCGGCCAUUUUACACAAGCAGGAAGCAAAUCAACAACGUCAUCAUCAUCAUCAUCAUCAUCAUCAUCAUCAUCAUCAUCAUCAUCAAAUCCUUUACUUUAAUACGAUAACAGUUCAAAGACAAUCUGGGGUCGUGUAAAAACAGGUUAAACGUUAUAACAUUACUCAGGGGUAAAAAAAUUCUGCAAGUAAGAAACCAUAUUAAACAGGAUAACUAUGAGGUUUUGAAUAAAUCUCUACAGGAUCUCUAAUAGCGCUUAAAACUAUUAAAAAAGGCUAAUAGCCCAUAACAUUGCAUGCAUUUCUUGUCAAGUUUUCGUUAAGGAGGGAGAGCUGUUUUCCAAAACUUGUUCGUGGAAACAGUGCUGAUCCAGUGAAUUUUCAAUAAGACAAUCUCCCAUUGGAAAUCGGUAAUAGUGUAGGACCGAAUUUCCGUCAUUUCUUCUUGGCGCUUCGAUCCGUUAUAUCGGUUUCCAUCACAUAGGCAACUUUCGGCCGUGAAACAUACAAUCAUUUUCAGCCCUAUUUUACAUCAUGAGUAGUAACUGUUUUCAUUCAGUGAACUUUUCAACGGGGAGAAUUUAACUUAUGCUCAAUAGGUCAUGUUCAUAUUCCUAUAAGCAAAGCAAUCAAUAAAUAGAUAUUUUGUUCCUUUCUUCUGUCAAAAUAUAUAGGCUUUGAGGUCAACUUUAAGAAGCAGAGUUCUUACUCGGUCGAUUCCCUCGGCACUCCAUAUGAUUAUGGCAGUAUAAUGCAUUACGGUGCAAGUUACUUCAGCAAAAACGGACAGCCAACAAUUGUAGUCAAGAAACCUGGGGUAAGACCAUAUAAUGUCAUAUAAGUUUGAAAUGGGAAUAAAAGACUUCGAUUUGGCACUUACUGACCUUUGUUUUCAAGACACUUUUAGUUACUAUUGUAUUAAGUCUCUACUCAGACGGCUUCUAUGUUUACGUGAUGAUCUGAGCCAUUGCAGCGAAGGUCUAGCCUCUUUUAGAGAGCAAAAGGAAGUUUUCUUCCUUCGGCGUAUAUUUUUUGUCCCGCCAAAGUAUUGGUCUGGUCCUGAUCACAUGUUAACAGGCAGUUCUCGUGCGGCUUUAAACCCCCAGGCUCAAAUCGGCCAGAGGAGAGGUCCCAGUGCUAUUGAUGUCAAACAGAUGAAUCUGCUGUACAAAUGUAAAAACACUGGGGGUGGGGGUGGU